AUGAAUGCUGUAGGUGACGUUUGCACCCAAAAUCCUGACGAUAAGCGAGUUCUAAAGACGAAGAGCAUUUACAUUUUUCUCGGUAUUAUCGCUUUAUUUACAGUGGUUACAAUAGCAUUAGCAGCAGCUACACUAGCUGUUGUUAUCCGAAGAGUUAAAUCAAGCACUAACGCGGAAUGUAAUCAUGGUAUGUUGGUAUGCUCGAUUCAUAUUGAUCAUAUGAUGAAUCAUCUGAAAGAAUUGCAAAAAAUUGCCGAUACGUCAAACAAUAAUCGUGCAAUUCACACACAAGGAUUUAAUCGCACUUUGGAUUAUAUUACCAACUAUUUAACAAAAAAUACCAACUUGAAAGUUCAAACGCAGUUUUUUCCUUUCGACUCAUUUACAUUAAAUAGUGAUCCUACCUUGCGAUCGUACAUAAACGGCGAGGAAGUUAAUCUAAUAUACGGUUUAACACAAGAUUUCACAUUUAUGCAAUAUUCUGGAUCAGCCGACUUUUCUGAUCCAGUUCGACUAACAUCAAUACCGAAUGUCGGAUGUGACGAGUCUGACUGGCAAGCAGCAACACCGUCGCCUGAGAACAGCGUGGUUCUUGUUAAACGUGGGAUUUGUGCAUUUACAGAUAAAUCUCUCUUGGCUGCUAAAUAUCGUGUAGCUGGUCUUCUGAUUUACAAUGAUGGUGCUACAUGUGAUCGAAAUCCGCCCCUUGCAGCGCCUGUCCACCAAGAUGCAUCAUUUCCAGCCUUAUUUUUAUCCUUCCAGGCUGGCACAAAUUUGGUCAAUGCAGCGCAAGAUUCAACCACGAAUGCAGGUGUAAGAAUUUACAUUUCAACUACAAAAGUUCCAUUACCCGUUGGCAAUAUUUGUGCUCAUACAGUGACGGGUGAUGCAACUCAGACAAUUGUCAUUGGAAGCCACAGCGAUGGUGUGCCAGCUGGCCCGGGGAUUAAUGAUAACGGUAGUGGUAGUGCAAUGAAUCUUGUCCUAGCAACAAACUUAGCCCGUCUAUUCCAAACUUCGAAUUAUGCAUCCUAUAAAUACCGUGUUAAAUUCUGCUGGUGGGGUGCUGAAGAAGUCGGACUUGUCGGUUCCGAAUAUCAUGUUGAACAAGCCAAAAUUAGCACAGUUGAAGGCGAACGUAUUUCGGAUUAUCUUGUUAAUCUCAAUUAUGAUAUGUUAGGUUCGCCAAAUUUUCAGUUGGGCAUAUAUGAUGGUAACACGGCCGAUCUUAGCAUGACCCCGCCAAAAGCCAUUCCUGGCAGUAUUCGAUUAACAGAGUUAUUUCGUGAUUGGUUUAUUAGUGAAAAUCUACCGUUUAAUAUGAGUGAAUUUAGUGGUCGUAGUGAUUACGGUCCAUUUUUGGCCACUGGUAUUGUUGCAUCGGGUUUGGAUGCCGGUGCAGACGGUACAAAAACAAAAGACGAAAGAGAUUAUUAUGACCAAAUGUUAGGUCAAGGAAAGGGUGGCAUAGCUGGUGCAAUACACGAUCCUUGUUAUCACCAAGCUUGUGACUCAUUAGCUAACAUAAACCCCUUGGCCUAUGAGAAAUUGACACAAGGAGCCGCCUACGUUCUUGAAUAUUUAGGUAGACAUUCUGAUUUGCGUUCGUAUUUGUAUCCACAGGCACAAAUUCGACAACUGGAAAAAUUAUCACCGUACAAAUCAAUACCAAAAUAUAAUGCACAGAGAGAAUUUUUUAAAAAAACUGACUUAUAA
This is a messenger RNA of Didymodactylos carnosus, 1716 nucleotides long. NCBI's taxonomy places the organism in Eukaryota, Metazoa, Rotifera, Eurotatoria, Philodinida, Philodinidae. The record is from the annotation of a GenBank genome assembly.